This is a messenger RNA of Sander lucioperca (pikeperch), 5670 nucleotides long. RefSeq names its product myelin protein zero-like 1 like (gene mpzl1l). Gene Ontology annotation, cellular component: membrane; focal adhesion; cell surface. The coding region runs from base 75 to 872 and encodes 265 amino acids. NCBI's taxonomy places the organism in Eukaryota, Metazoa, Chordata, Actinopteri, Perciformes, Percidae. The record is from RefSeq and is a predicted model, not a curated record. The transcript is spliced from 6 exons.
ACGAAGAAGAAACGCCUUAUACGAUAGAGGGUGGAAAAAAAAUCAGAGGAACCUCUCCUGUUUACAACAACAUAAUGGAGCCAAAAUGGUCAAAUAUCAUCUGCAAGCGUGUUUUAUUGACUGGAUUUACGCUAUGUAUUGUAUUAGUCACAAAACCUUCAUCUGCAAUCGACAUACACGCCGACCCUGAAGUGAUGAUGCAGAACGGCACCACAGGAAUCCUUCGAUGCACCUUUAGGUCCAAUGAAGUGGUCAGCAGGGAAACCUCGGUAACUUGGAGCUUUCAGUCGAGUCAGCCCGGCAAUCAGUUCUCCAAAGCUCCAUACGUGAUUUUCUACUUUUCCAAUGGGAAAGAAUCCCCAGGACCAGUUGAGUUCAAAGACAGAGUGCAGUUUAUUGGAGACAUAAACAAGAGGGACGUCUCGAUACAGCUGAGUCCGGCUCAGUUUAGUGACAACGGGACCUUCUUCUGUGACGUGAAGAACCCGCCAGACGUAACAGGAACACCGGCUCGAACAGCGCUCAGGAUCGUUCUGAAAGAAUCUCUUCCUCCGAGCAACACUACCAUUAUAGUCGGAGCAGUUUGUGGUGCUUUGCUUCUGCUCGUCCUCAUCGCUGUAGCUGCCUGCGUUGUCAUGAGGGUGCUUCACAACCGCCAUGAAUAUGAAGGAUGUACAUCCUUGGAAAGCGUGAGCUCUCAGGCUCCAAAACCACGAAAGAAGGUGGAGUCCAGCCUGGAGGGCUCCAGGUGUACCAGUCCCUCGGGUCCACUACAGGGCCCGGUGAUAUACGCCCAGUUGGAUCACUCGGGCAGCAAAAACUCAUUCCACAAGAUGGAGCCAGUGGUCUACGCUGACAUUCGUAAAAACUGAAGAGGAACUGGGGACCAAAAACAUAAAUAAAAACACAGUAAAGUAUCAGACCUCUCUAUCAGCUGCUCUUGGGAAGGGUGAGAAUGUUAAUACAGGGACAAAAGUUGGUGCAGUUUUUCUCUUUAUUUUUUUUUUUUCCUUCUCGUCCUCUGAAAGCAUGAUGCUGUUUUAUGAUAAAGUAAUGUCUCCAUGUGCUUUUUAUUGUAAAGACCAAAAAAAAGCAAAGAAACACUAAUGGACAUACAUCACUCCUUCAAAUUUUUGUAAGUAAAAAAAAAAAAGAAUGCCUUCAUAGAUAUCAUUCCACAUGUUAAGAUAUUUUUAUUGUUAUCAUUGCGCCUACAAAAGGUUCUGCAGGCUGUUGCACCAGCUGAACAUAAGUUUGAUUGUGAGUGUAUAACAACUGCUACAUUGUGAACUUUGUUCCACACUAAACCAUCCCUACCUAAACUACUAAUCAAAACAUUGAUGCCGAAAUGUACGUUACUAACUAGUGAAGGAAAGUGAGAGAUUAAAAAAAGAUACAGUUUAUCCUAUUGCAUGUGAACUAGCUGACAUGUUACAACACGUGUUUGUUCGACUAACAGCACCUCGUCAUUUAUCUAACACUUCUCUGGUGUGAACAUAAACUAUACUUAUAACAACAUCAAUAAAAGUCUAAGAGAUUCUGCCAAAGUCAAAACCUCAACUGUUAGAAAUUUCCAUUAGGAACAACAAACUAUAAGUUGUGGGAAACGGCAAAUUCCCAGCUCUCCUGAAUGUCCCACUUGCGCAUGUCAUAAUCACGAUAAAUAUAAAGGGAUCUUUCACAACCAAUGAGCUACCCAAUUUAAAUAUCAAAGAAAAAUGUUCAUCAUUAGUCUGUCUUGACAACAGUUAAUCAGGGAUGACAAAAGCUGGGCAGACACUGUAUGAUUCAUUGGUCUUGUAUGUUGUGUUAACUCACCUUUCACGUUUUAAUUGGCCUUUCUGCACGGCCAAAAAACAAAUGACUUCUACGCUACACACUGUGUGGUUCAAUACAUUCAUGACUUGGGUGCUCACACAUUUUUGUUUUUUUCAAACAAGGUGGCUGUGUCCUCAACGAUGUUGAUUAAAAGAAAAACUUUGUGCAAUUCUACUUAAGUAAAAAAAAAAAAAAAUGGACCAGCAAACGGAUGGGAAGAUAGGGAAGCUGUUUCUAUCACAACACAGUCUUAAGUCAAGACUACAGUCAUCCACAACAUGUAAAAUACCACUCCGAAUAAUGUUUAAACCAGCUCUCUACACUAAAUAAUGGACCUUUUGACAACAGCCAUGAGGGACAUCGAACCCCUGAGCUGCUCAGACUUUAAGACAGCCGUCCAAAAUUUCAAACGAGCCAGAAAUCGUCCGACAGCCAGAUGGUUUAAGUAAUUUUUCAUUCAUUCAUUCAUUCAUUGAUAACUUCUUGCUGGUGGAAAUCCGUCCUUAGUCGUUAGUCGGAGGACACCAAAGUCUGACAUCAAAGUCUGUUUCCAGGUGUUGGGGAGUAGUACUACAUAUGUGAAAGAAAAUGUGUAUUAAGCCUUUAGUGUAAGGAAGCUAUGUGAAGUCUGAUAAAUUACCUCAAGUGAUGUCACUUGAGUCAGCAUCGGUUGGGGCUGAAGACUACAAGUUUGAAAAUAAAAUCGGUAGAUGUGGAGUUAGAAAGAAGGGCGCUUACCAGAAUUCUGUGGCCCACUGCUCAUCUCUGCUGCAGGCUAAAAGGCUCCGGGCUAUGUUAGCCACUAAUAGCAUAACACACCUGGAUCUCAGACCGAACAAGUUGAUGGCCCAGUUGCAUUGUGGGUAUUGUAAGCGCCAGGUUUUGACAAGGAAGAAGAAUGCAUGGAAUACAAAAUACUACUCUUAAUCUGUACGGUGUCUGUCCAGCCUAACUGUUGUAACUAACUUGUAUAGUGAAGCCUGUUUCUAUAAGAUGACUCUUAAAUGACAUUCCAGCUAAGCUACGUUUGUAUUUACACAAAGAUGGUGCAACAGGCUGCUGAAGCCACAGUUCAUUUCCACCGUUUGGCAGUUCCAUAGUGAUCUUGUUUUGUCGGGGUCGGAUAAUGUAGAGUUAGAUUUUGCAUUGCCUUCAGUAACAUUGCAUGCCGUUAUAAUGACAUCUACAGACUAAAUUUGGUACUCCUCAGAUAGAAGAAGCCGUCUGACGUAUUACUGUGAAUGCUUCAGUUUUCUGUAAAGUCCUGGCAUGCUUUUGUGGUACCUUUUUUUAAAAAGACUCUGCCUCCCGUUUUGAUUUUCACCUCAGUAGAACUCUUAGAGCUCUUUAACCAGUAUUAGUUUCCUUGGUUGCUCCGGGUGUCUGCAUUUGUUUUCUUUUCUUUCUUUUAAUGUGCAUAUGAACAAAACAGCCAAUGCAAUUCAAGUAGAGUUUUGUGUUCUGCAUCCACACUUCAAGAGUUUUUUCUGCCAGUGUGUCGGUGUGAUUUGAAAGAAUAAAAGAAAAGUGGUAUUUCCCUGGGCUUUUUUCCAGCUUUGUUUUGAGUAAUUUAGAAAUACGCAUGUUAAAACAAAAUGUUCAACUGAGGUGAAAUCUCCUUCUAUGAAAACUGGGAGCUCUCAUUUGUUGGACAAAAUGAAUGCUAAAUACACUUUUGCAUGCAAUUUACUAACAUAAUCAUUAUUAUCAAACUAUCCAUCCUUUUUUUCCAUCUAUGUAUUGUGUUAAGCUCUUUAUUUUUUUCAAACUAAUGGGCCAAAUAUCUAAUAUCAACAGUAAUAUUAGGGGAGUUGUUUUCAGAUGCUUUUAAGCUGUAAAAUGCAUUCCAAAUCUGUAUGAUUGUCAUUUAGUUUGAAGCAUUUAAAAGCCAAAAUUAUGUUAAAAUUGUGUUACCGGUGUGGUUACCUAUGAGAAUGAUAUUUGUGUUGUAACCAGUCUAAAUGCCUUCAGCUUCAGCUUGUGAUUCCGCAAAUGUCAAUGUUGACCAGUAUUUGUAUAUAUUUCUUGCUCAUGUAAGAUAUAGUGCUGUUUACUGUAACUCAAUCCCGUGUGGUGUGGCUGUGGAUGUCUUUCUAGAGAAGGAAAGUAGUUUGCUGUAGAGGUCUAGAAAGUUGGCGGCAUGCUUAAUGUUCUCCCUUUUUUGUCUUAAUUAUUUGUCAGCAAACACUCCCAGUGUAUACAGUGCCUGCAGGGAUUGUUGAGCCUGUCAAUUCAAAAUGGCUUUAAUAAAACUGUCUUCAGUCAACAGUGUGCACAAAAAAAAACACAAAAUGGAUGUGACGUGUCUUGAGCUUGAAGGUCGUAUUGGUUUUAGUGCCUCAUCUAUAUUCAAUUCAAAAGAUCCAUAACCUUUUUAAGUUGAUAUGGUGAUAUGUUAACGAACCGUUUAUUUACACAUCCAGAGCCACAAUAUAAUUCUUUUUGGGAGUCGUGUUUCUGGCCACCUGAUGGAUUUAGGUCUAACAUUCACUCUAUUUUAGUUUAGUUUGUUUUUGGUCUCUACCAACUCCUGAGGGGAAACAUCUGGCUCUAUAGCUGCUAAAUGCACCACUGUGUUCACCAGCUAGUGUCUAACUGUGUCUGUCUGUUGACUGUGGUGUGGAGCACAGUGGGUUUUUACUCUGUCAGCUUUUUCUCUGAAAACAGCUGCGCGGUGAGAGUGAACCAAAACAGGGAAGUUGCAGCCAGACAACUAAACAAACUUAAAUAAACAACUUCAUAAAGCUUAACUUUAUACAUUUGUAAUAUAAAAAAAAUAUUGAUUAUUGCCACCUUAAACACAUCCAAGUUAGAGAAUAUUAUGUUGGCUGAGUUAAUUUUAACAUUGAUUCAUCCUCUCAUCCUUAAGAGACCAUGAAUGUUUGUACCAAAUAUCAUGACAAUUAAUCCAGAAUGUUGGGGAACCUUUCAGUUUGUUAUAACUCUGGCCAAUACCAACCUGGACUGUGUGAUUCUACACAGAAAUAAAAUAAGUUGCUUCUCCAGAGUUUUUUUUUCUGCCAGAGUUAAGCUUUAACUUAUUUCAAACUGUCUCUGUUUUGGGGGUUAAAUACUUAUUUACAUGCACAACUACCUUCUGGCUGAAGAAACUCUUAAUUCGCUCCAUUUUGACUGGACUCUGGCUGUGACACCACUCAAUGCAGGCACUGUAGUCUUCCAGUGUUUUAUCUUUUAAUGUUUUCUGUUCUGUUUCCUGUUUGUUUGUUUUUCUUUUACCAGUUAGCAUGUAUUUCAAUGUAUUCACCAAAUCAAAAACAACCUGUAUGAUACCGACUAACCAUUACUGCUGGUCGCUUUACUCCUAAUUGUGACUUGUUGCAGGGUUUAGUGCUGUUGUAGAAAUUGUGAUGUAAACUAUAAAUUAUGAAAGGUUUCUGAUCCAACCGUGCUCACAAGCAACGUUUGGUGUGUUGGUGUCUUAAGGAGAUGAAUGCAAGUUUGUAAUGUACACUCCACUCUUGACGAGUCUUAAAAGUGCGUGCUUAGUGUUCUUCGAUGGUAAAUAGUUGUGUGUUACUUGAGAAUUGUUUGGUAUGUUAUGUUGUAAAAUCUGCACUAUGUCUUGCAAAUCAAAGACAACAAAUUCCCUGUGAUUUUUGUUUUUAUUUUUUCAUUCAUCUCGGAAUGACCUUGGCCUCUGUUUAACGUCUUUAAAACUGGAAUGUUGUACAUUUAGUGCCUUUUACAUUUCAUCAGCUAACUUGAACAUCUGCUCAAACUAGAAAGAUUCAUUUAUUUUUCCUUUUACUGUAUGUAUUUUUUUAUACACAUAAUAUCACCUCUGUAUCCACUGUUCAAAUUUUAUAUAAAACCUAUUCCUGGCCAAUUAAA